AUGGCAUAUGGAGCAAACGGUUUAGAGACAUUACGGUCUCCAAAACUCGAAGGACAUGCCUUCUUGUUUCGUAUCCCAAACGCUGAAACUCGCAAGCAUGUUAUCUCUCAGGGGCUCUGGCAUUUUUCAAACGAAGAUGGCCUUGAACGGAUAGCUGGCUUGGUUGGACACCCCAAGUACCUCCAUCCCGCCACUGCAAACAAAACCAUACUGGACGUGGCAAAGGUUUUCACUAUUAUUGACCCAAGAAAACCGCUCCCGGAAGCGGUAAACGUGCAGUUCGACUCUGGUGAUAUAGCUCGUGUGACAGUGUCUAGCCCUUGGAUGCCACCGGUCUGUACUCACUGCAAAGAGGUUGGCCACACAGUUAAACGCUGCCCCUCUGCUCCGAUCACCUGCAAGGGCUGUAAGUCAACUACACAUUCCUCGGAGUCCUGCCCCCGAUCAAAGGGCCAUGUCCAUAAGAAAGGAGAGAAGAAGCGUGAUCAAAAACAGAACCUGAAACAUAAGAAGAAGCAGAGCAGGAAGGUAAAACUCCAGAGGAUCGAGGCUCACCAGAAGAGAAUUUCGCCACAGAUGAUCCUGGAAAUUAAGUCAUCCCUUCCAUCCACUUCAACAGCGCAAGAAGCUCCUACUAUGCAAGGAGAGUUAUCUGUCUCGGAAGUGGAAUCGGAUUCAUCUGAUGUGUUCUCCUCUGACUCCGAAGAAGAGGAAGGACAAUACAUCCCUGUUCGAACGAAGAGAAGAUCCAGAGGAAAAAUCUGGAUUACUUGGCAUCCUAGUGUUCAGAUGAAUGUCUUCUACAAGUCUCUUCAAAUGAUCUGCUGUGAAGUAAAACUCCCUGAUUCUGCUACUUCUAUGAUUAUCUCUUUUGUGUAUGCUUCUACUGAGGAGUCGAUUAGGAGAACUCUAUGGAAUGAUCUUCUAACUGUUGCAGCAGACCAGCGGAUUUGCGGCAAACCUUGGGCUGUUCUCGGUGACUUCAAUCAAGUUCUCCGCCCUUCUGAGAACUCAGUGGCCACCAACCCAAAAAUAGGACCUGCCUACUCGUUUGUUUGCAGACUCUCUCUCCCAAGCGGGCUUGCAGAUCUCUCUUUCAGAGGCUCCUCUCACACUUGGUGGAACAAAAGGCGCAAUGAACCGAUAGCAAAAAAAACUACUAGAGUUUUUAGUAAUGAAGAAUGGCUGCAAUCGUUUCCUCUAUCCCUGGCAGUCUUUGGGGAACCGCCUUCUCUGAUCAUGCUUCCAUGUCAAUCUCCUUGCAAACUGUAUCAGAGGCUCUGCUAUGUUUCGCUGGCCAGAAAAUUAAAAUCUCUAAAGAAGGUGAUAAGGGAGUUCAGUAAGGAUAAUUUCUCAGAUAUUGAGAAGCGAGUUAUCGAGAGAUCGAGAGUUACUUGGGCAACAGUUGGGGACAGGAACACUCCAUACUUCCAUCGAAUGGCAAGCGCUAGGCAGUCCUCCAAUCAUAUUCACUACCUAGUUGACGAGGUGGGAACCAGAUAUGAAUCUCAAGAAGAUAUUCAGAAUCUAUGUGUCAACUACUUCACCAAUCUCCUUGGAAAGCCGGUUGAGCCUCCUCUCUUUAUUCAGGACGAUAUAUCAUCUCUCUUGGAGUUUUCUUGCUCUGCAACUCAGCUGACAGGCUUGCUAGCUCCCUUCACAAGUGAAGAUAUUCGGGCUGCUUUCUUCUCCCUUCCUCACAACAAGGAGGAGAAGUCUGCUGCAGUUGCUGAGUUCUUCAACUCAGGAAAGCUCCUGAAGCAGAUGAAUCUGCAAAAUCUUGUGCUCAUCCCUAAGAUCACGAACACCUCAAAGACUUCUGAUUUCAGGCCUAUCUCCUGUCUAAACACCUCCUAUAAAGUCAUCUCAAAGUUGCUAGCUGAGCGCUUAAAAGGGAUUCUCAACGCAGCAAUUGGACACUCUCAAUCUGCUUUCCUUCCAGGCCGUCUCCUGUCCGAAAACGUUCUCCCUAGCCACAGAGAUAGUCCACGGAUAUAA
Raphanus sativus (radish) is the source of this 1998-nucleotide messenger RNA. RefSeq lists its product as uncharacterized. The record is from RefSeq and is a predicted model, not a curated record. Bases 1 to 1998 code for a protein of 665 amino acids. Lineage: Eukaryota; Viridiplantae; Streptophyta; Magnoliopsida; Brassicales; Brassicaceae. The transcript is spliced from 7 exons. Gene Ontology annotation, molecular function: nucleic acid binding; zinc ion binding.